Molecule: messenger RNA, 1199 nt
Organism: Pollicipes pollicipes
Lineage: Eukaryota; Metazoa; Arthropoda; Thecostraca; Pollicipedomorpha; Pollicipedidae
Exons: 9
Coding region: 168-1118 (316 amino acids)
Biological process (GO): signal transduction; positive regulation of fibroblast growth factor receptor signaling pathway; positive regulation of epidermal growth factor receptor signaling pathway
Source: RefSeq, a predicted model, not a curated record
CUCAGGCCGUCGAGGCGGGGUGCGAGGAAGCGGGUCUGACGAAAUGGUGAUUUGAACAGAUAGUGACCUCCUGAAUUGGUGGUCUGAACGAAAAGUGACCGUCUGAAGUGAAGUGCGUGCCAAGAUUUCGCCAGCUGCUCAACGACUGACGACUGUCCUUAAGGGUUAUGCUGAAGCACGUGCAAGUCAACCCGCUGCGGUCCUCGCUGAUGCGGUCUGGCCAGAAGGCGGACACUCUGAGCAUCAACUCCACCAUGAGCUUCAGCUCACUGCACGAGCCGGCUCUGUCGUCUCGCUCCUCCUCCUACACAUCGCUGAACGAGACCCAGAGCAGCACGGGCAGCACCAGCGUGCCGGCCACGCCCACGACAACCGUGAAGGUGUACACGCGCUGCCUGCGACCCGACCUCGAGUACAAGACCAUGUGCGUCAAGUACACGACCACGUGCCGGGACGUGGUGGACCAGCUGCUCAACAAGUACCGCAUGAAGCACCGCGACCCCAAUUUGUUCUUCCUCACCAUGGAGGUGGCCACCAGAAGCACAGGUGCUUCUGUGCGGACGAUCCUGGUGCUGGACGACGACUCGUGUCCAGCCCAGCUGCAGGCCUGCUACCCGCGCGCCGACUCCAAGUUUACCGUCCGUAUGCGGCACGGAGGCCUGGUCAAGGUGUUCGACAGCGUGCUCAUGGCCGAGUCCAAGUACAAGAGCCUGCUGGUUUCGGAGAGAACAACAGUGGAUCAAAUGAUCCAGCUGCUGCUGAACUGCUACAACUCCACGGAGAGCGUCAACCUGUUCAGCAUUUACGAGAUAUGUCGCUCAAUCAGCAUCAGCUUCGAGCGCAAGCUGCAUCCGGACGACCGUCCGCUGCUCAUACAGCAAGAGUGGGCCUCCAGCAGCGACUACAGCUUCGUGCUGAGGAAGCGGCCGCCGGGCACACCGCGCAUCGGACGGGACUUCCCCCUCAGGCGAUCGUUCCUGCACUGGAGCAGGAGCCGCGAACUGAGCCGGGUCGGGCUGGAGACCGGGGCCGGCGAGGAGCGCCGCUCCAGGAGCCUGCGCGCGCCUUCACUCUCACUGGCUCUCGCCAAGGACCACGACAGCUUCCUCUACAUUUGAGGCGUCGCAGCUGCCGACCCUCCAACUGUACCAAAGAUCGGCGCCGGUGGUCGCACCCCUGCUCAGAACCUCGCGCGGUCC